AUGGUUCCUGUCAUAACAGAGACGUUGGUGGUUCCUGCCAUAAUAGAGACGUUGGUGGUUCCUGUCAUAAUAGAGACGUUGGUGGUUCCUGUCAUAAUAGAGACAUUGGUGGUUCCUGCCAUAAUAGAGACGUUGGUGGUUCCUGUCAUAAUAGAGACAUUGGUGGUUCCUGUCAUAACAGAGACGUUGGUGGUUCCUGCCAUAAUAGAGACGUUGGUGGUUCCUUUCAUAAUAGAGACGUUGGUGGUUCCUGCCAUAAUAGAGACAUUGGUGGUUCCUGCCAUAACAGAGACGUUGGUGGUUCCUGCCAUAAUAGAGACGUUGGUGGUUCCUGCCAUAAUAGAGACGUUGGUGGUUCCUGUCAUAAUAGAGACAUUGGUGGUUCCUGCCAUAAUAGAGACGUUGGUGGUUCCUGUCAUAAUAGAGACGUUGGUGGUUCCUGUCAUAAUAGAGACGUUGGUGGUUCCUGCCAUAAUAGAGACGUUGGUGGUUCCUGCCAUAAUAGAGACGUUGGUGGUUCCUGCCAUAAUAGAGACAUUGGUGGUUCCUGCCAUAAUAGAGACGUUGGUGGUUCCUGUCAUAAUAGAGACAUUGGUGGUUCCUGUCAUAACAGAGACGUUGGUGGUUCCUGCCAUAAUAGAGACGUUGGUGGUUCCUGCCAUAAUAGAGAUGUUGGUGGUUCCUGUCAUAAUAGAGACAUUGGUGGUUCCUGCAAUAAUAGAGACGUUGGUGGUUCCUGUCAUAAUAGAGACGUUGGUGGUUCCUGUCAUAAUAGAGACGUUGGUGGUUCCUGCCAUAAUAGAGACGUUGGUGGUUCCUGCCAUAAUAGAGACGUUGGUGGUUCCUGCCAUAAUAGAGACGUUGGUGGUUCCUGCCAUAAUAGAGACGUUGGUGGUUCCUGCCAUAAUAGAGAUGUUGGUGUUUCCUGCAAUAAUAGAGACGUUGGUGGUUCCUGCCAUAAUAUAG
Molecule: messenger RNA, 966 nt
Organism: Bacillus rossius redtenbacheri
Lineage: Eukaryota; Metazoa; Arthropoda; Insecta; Phasmatodea; Bacillidae
Exons: 1
Coding region: 1-966 (321 amino acids)
Source: RefSeq, a predicted model, not a curated record